CCGCUCUAGACAUGUGUUCGGUUUUCUAACCUCACUUUGUUCGGUCUAUGGAUAUAAAAGUGAAUUUUAAAGCAGGGGGCUCGUUCGUGGAGCUCCCACCGCAGUUUUCUUCCAACGCUGAAAAUGUGUAUAUCGCCUGGAAGAACCGAAUCUUGGGUUAUAGUACCAAAACAGGGGCACAGUUCGCCGAAUUUAGAGGAAUCAAGGACCGAAUCGUGGGUUUUGGGGUCCACUACUACGACUCGUAUGAGUGUGUCACCGCUUGUUCCAGUUCUGGAGAGAUAAUCACGUGGAAAGUUGUAACUUUUUUCAAGCUAUUAACAAAGACUAUUAAAGAGCGCAACAUUAAGACGUUUCACGUUAUACAGUCAGAAGGUGCCCCCAGAGCGCUAAUUUCCUUCAAACAAGAUGGGAAGAUUGUAUUUCAAAUCAUCGAGCUGACGCUUGAAAUUAGUCACAAUUGUGGCCUAACAAUCACCCCAUAUCACUACCAAGUGGACGUUUCAAGCGAUAAAUAUUUCGCCGUUGUGCAAAAACUUUCCCUCAACGUUGUUUCGUUUAAAGAUGUUUUAAAAGUUUACACUUUUUGCAUAGAUAGUCCGCGCGAAUUCACGUGUGUGGCAUGUCACCCGGAAAACGAGAUUAUUUUGACUGGCGACAGCGCAGGUCGUGUGGUGGUUUGGCAAAGAAUUUUUACGUCAAAACCGUCGAAAGCCGUGUUUCAUUGGCACACACUUCCUGUUAAGUGUCUCGGGUUUUCUACGUCAGGAAGCUACUUUUACAGUGGGGGCGACGAGUCCGUUUUGGUUAGGUGGCAGUUGGAUAAUCACUAUGAAAGAAAAUUUUUACCAAGAUUGGCUUCCACGAUAGCCCAGAUCAGGGUUUCCUCUAAUAAUGCGUUAGUCGCGAUUGCGACUAAUGAUAACGCUGUGAGAAUCGUGGAUCCGAGGUUUGAGAACGUCAGUCUGAUUCAGAAUUUAGUGAUAGGGGACAGCUAUGAAACUGGGAUUGUUGUGGACCCAAAAACGAAAGCGCUAAUUAUGAAUGGGAAUGUGGGUCAAAUCCAGUUUUAUUCGUCCUGUGAUAAUAGUCUUUUAUAUAAUGUAGAUGUUGUUGGUCAGAAUAAAGUAAGUAGUGAGAGAAAUUGUAAUAUAGAAAACACCCAAGUGUCCAAAAUCGCGAUUAGUAAAAACGGACUUUGGCUUGCCACCGUUGAAUCCAGACGAGACCCGGACUAUUCUUCCGAAUUACGUCUAAAAUUAUGGAAAUUUGACGUCACUAUUCAAAGUUUCAAGUUAAAUACAUGGAUGGAAGAUCUCCACGAAAACCACAUCCAUGCUCUAGCAUUUCAGCCUUUAGAAAACGUCGAUUACUUAAAAUUAGUGACUGUGGGAGGGGAUAAGAAAUUCAACGUCUUGCAUUUGACGGAAACUGAGACGGCCAACAGUAAAAGCGAAAUAUGGAUGGGUCUGUGGGUUGGUUUCUACCACGAUUUACCCUGCAAAGAUCUCUCCUUUUCCAUUGACGGCUCUCUGGUCGCUGUUACUUUUGGUAAUACUGUAACUACGUGGUUGCCGGAUCAUGGCGAUCUGAAGUGUGUUUUGAGCCACCCUAUGUGUAAGAAAGACAUUACUCAUGUGGAGUUUGGGACUAGUAAUCAGUGUCAUCUUCUUGUGGCUGCUAGCAGUGAGAGACUUUGUGUGUGGAAUUUGUUGACGUUGACGAUGGUGUGGACUGUGCCGGUUAAUGUUUCUAUUUUGAUUGCGGACACGGUGACUACGAAUAUGGCGAUUAUAACGAAAGAUAAUAUGGUGUUUGUGUUUGCCCCAAUAUCACCUGAGCCGGUUUUUUCAAGUGAUAAGUUGUUGAAGAAGUCGGGAAGUAUUUAUGCGGCGGCUUUUGUUCCGAGUAGGCAGAGUAAUGAUACGAAGUUGCAGUGGUAUCGAAGGUCGCCGAUUUUCGUACUGGAUGCUAAGAAGGAGUUAUUUAGUCUGGGUUGUGAUGAAGAAAAUUUGGAUACUCCCAGAGAAAUACAAGAAAUAUCCAAAUCAUUGUUCAGCAUGACAAUUCCACAGUCCCAGACUGAUAAAAAUAAAAGCACGAAGUCAGUGGAACACUUAUAUUUAAAAGACAUAGGAGAGAAGAAUAUGAAAAAGUACCUGGAAGCCCCCAUCCAAACUAUGAUUCCUGUAAGAAUCAUGUGCAGGACACUUUUGACGUCAAUGGUCCUGCAGAAACCUUGAUAGUGCAAGUGUAUAACUGGUUGCCUACUUUUUUUUUUUAAACAAAUCAAUAAAACCGUAAUUACAGAUUGUA
This is a messenger RNA of Zophobas morio, 2316 nucleotides long. RefSeq names its product WD repeat-containing protein 75-like. The coding region runs from base 48 to 2243 and encodes 731 amino acids. Gene Ontology annotation, cellular component: nucleolus. The transcript has 9 exons. Gene Ontology annotation, molecular function: RNA binding; protein binding. The record is from RefSeq and is a predicted model, not a curated record. NCBI's taxonomy places the organism in Eukaryota, Metazoa, Arthropoda, Insecta, Coleoptera, Tenebrionidae. Gene Ontology annotation, biological process: positive regulation of transcription by RNA polymerase I; positive regulation of rRNA processing.